AUGAUUCCUAGUCCGGUCAUAGGUUCGUCCUCCACGCCUUUUUCUGUGAAGGACAUUCUGAAGUUAGAGCUCCAACAACAGUCUCAGCAGCACCAGCUACAGCUGAUCUCCUGCUUCGGUCUCUCUGGUGCGCUCUCACAGCCUGGAGCUCUAUUGAACAAAUCCUUCCGUUCUCACUCGCCGCCCUCCUGCAUGCUGGCGGGCAGAGACACCCCAAGCCCCAUCAGCUCCUGCCUGUCGGAGAGCGAGGAGAGGAUGGCGUACCUCAACUCACUGAAUGUGCAAGACCGACUGACGGACUCCGGUAUCCAGGUGGAGGUGUUCGGCAACCUGGGGCAAACCCACUCUGCAGACCUCCGGCCGGAGACAGAGCAGGACGAGCAUGACAGCAGGAGCUGCGGUGUCUUGCCGGGUGAGUGUGAGGAUCCAGACUCGGAGAAGCCGGCCACCAAGCAGCAGAGGACCAGACGGAAACCUCGCGUUCUCUUUUCCCAGGCUCAGGUGUUUGAGUUGGAGCGGCGCUUCAAGCAGCAGCGUUACCUGUCCGCCCCGGAGAGAGAGCACCUGGCCAGCUCCCUUAAGCUCACCUCUACCCAGGUCAAGAUCUGGUUCCAGAACAGGAGGUACAAAUGCAAGAGGCAGCGGCAGGACAAGACCCUGGAGAUUGCGGGUCAUCAUCACCACCAUCACCACCCACCACCGCCUCCAAGGAGGGUGGCUGUGCCGGUUCUCGUCCGAGACGGGAGGCCUUGUCUGGCUGGAUCUCAGAACUAUAAUCCCCCUUACACAGUCGGAGCUCCCAAUCCGUACAGCUACAACGGCUAUCCAGCCUACAGCUAUAACAACUCGGUGUAUAGCAACACUUACUCUUGUACUUAUUCUAGUUUCCCUUCUCUCCCGCCCAGCAACGCCUCUGCCAAUGCUUUCAUGAAUAUGAAUUUGGGGAACAUUAGCGGGCAGACGCAAAGCCAGGCUCCCCAAGGACCAAGUGUCACACCCUGCCAAGGAGCUCUGCAGGGCAUCCGGGCAUGGUAG
Pelmatolapia mariae (spotted tilapia) is the source of this 1035-nucleotide messenger RNA. RefSeq names its product NK2 homeobox 3 (gene nkx2.3). Gene Ontology annotation, cellular component: nucleus. The transcript has 2 exons. Gene Ontology annotation, biological process: cell differentiation; regulation of transcription by RNA polymerase II. The record is from RefSeq and is a predicted model, not a curated record. NCBI's taxonomy places the organism in Eukaryota, Metazoa, Chordata, Actinopteri, Cichliformes, Cichlidae. The coding region runs from base 1 to 1035 and encodes 344 amino acids. Gene Ontology annotation, molecular function: DNA-binding transcription factor activity, RNA polymerase II-specific; RNA polymerase II cis-regulatory region sequence-specific DNA binding.